AUUUAGUACGUUUUUGGGAGAUUUUUGAUAUACAAUUAUUUAUUCAACGUUUGGAAAUUGAUGCGUUCGUAUGGAUUGAACGACGUUAACCACCGUGACCGCCAAAUCGGACCACAUGACUCGUUAACCGUUAAACAAAAAAAAUCAAGAUGGUGGACACACAGCAUUUUUGCCUCCGGUGGAACAACUACCAAAGCAGCAUCACCAGCGCUUUCGAGAACCUUCGGGAUGACGAGGACUUCGUGGACGUCACUCUUGCCUGCGACGGGAAGAGUCUGAAGGCCCACAGAGUGGUUCUUUCUGCCUGCAGCCCGUAUUUCAGAGAACUCUUGAAGUCGACGCCAUGCAAGCACCCCGUGAUCGUGCUGCAAGACGUGGCGUUCACGGACCUCCACGCCCUGGUGGAGUUCAUCUACCACGGCGAAGUCAACGUGCACCAGCGGUCGCUGUCCUCCUUCCUCAAAACCGCCGAGGUGCUGCGCGUGUCAGGACUCACGCAGAACGAGGAUGUGCAGGUGCCGCUGCUGCAAACGGUGCGCGCCACCACCACCGCUCCGUCGCCGCACACGCCGCCGCACCCCGCGCACACCCCGCACCCCGCCCACACGCCCAGCUACUCCGAGAAGCUGGAGGAGGCGCUGACCAUCCCGCCCAGCCACGGCAUGCGCCGCAUCCCGCUGCCGCCACGCCGCAUGAGCCGAUCCGCCGACAACUCGCCUGACGUCAUCAAGCGCCCGCGCCACGACAACAACAAUGACCAGCCCCAAAUCCACGACUUCUCCACAAAGAACCACUCCCUGGUGAACAACACUCGCGCCCACGAGUCCGGCAACAAUGGGAACGGAAUCUCCAACAGCAGCUCGUCGCCGUCGCCGCGGCUGAUGGACGAGGUCAAGAACGAACCCCUGGACAUGAUCUGCGUGCCAAACGCCGACAUCGAUAGGAGCACGGACGACACGCCGCCGCACCACCAUCGGACGCUGGGAGGCCCGCCAUCCCGCGGCAGCUCAGCCGAAGCCGACGACCGCACGCCCCCACCACAGAUGCCACCUUCGCCAUUCGUCCCGCCAUCGGACACGAAAUUCCCGCCUUACCAUUUCAGCAUGGCGCCACUCUCUGAUACAUCUCUCUCUGGGUUGGUGAAUCCUCUGGUGUCAGACAGCAUGGCAAGCACGUCUCAAGGUGGCGCCCGCACCCCCCAAGAAGAUUACAGAUGCGAGCCCUGUAACAAGAGUUUGUCUUCCCUGACGCGGCUCAAACGGCAUAUUCAGAACGUUCACAUGCGACCCUCCAGGGAGCCAGUGUGUAACAUUUGCCGGCGCGUAUACUCCAGCCUGAACAGCCUCAGGAACCACAAGUCCAUCUACCACCGCAAGCAGCAGCAGCCGCCCGCAAGCUCGGCCGGCCCCUUCUACCCCGUCAACUGACGCGCGGCCCGCCGCCGCCCCGCCCCGUUGCCAUACGCACGCACGAUGCCAUUCGAAGAAACCAAGCUGCCAUCCUAACCACCUAAACGCCAUAGUCUUGCCCGUAGACCUGUGUUAAGUUAAAAUAUGUAACGCGAUAUGUUCCUAACAUUUGUACAUAGCAUAGUUAUACAUGUACUUGCAUGCGCAUCGCAGACUUCUAUCAUAUAUAUUGUAUCUAUAACUUAUAUCUUACGCUUACGUGCGAGCGUAGACCGCCGGUAUCGUCGCGUUCUGGAUAGGUACCGGACGGCGCUACGCUUGCACGAGACGUCUCACCUAUCUGGAACCAAUUGGGACAUCUAUGAUCGGUACACACAUAACCACCAACGUAAAGUGAGCGCAUUAGUCAAUUUUGUACACGUUGAAUUGCCUCUACAGCCCAUUCUAAAUUUCAAAGUUAGCGGUACGAUUUGUGCCAAUUGGUUCCUUCGAUAUGGGACCCGUUGGAUGCGAGCGGUCGCAGUGGUGUUGGAUACGACGCCGGAGGCGAGGCGUUGACUAAUGCGCUAAUGUUGGUUGUUAUGUGUGGCGCAGUGGGCCCGCUGGGGGCGGGCCACCGCUGCGAGGUGUGCGGCAAGCUGCUGUCCACGCGGCUGACGCUGAAGCGGCACACGGAGCAGCAGCACCUGCAGCCGCUGCACUCGGCGCGCUGCUCGCUGUGCCACAAGGUGUUCCGAACGCUCAACUCGCUCAACAACCAUAAGAGCAUCUACCACCGGCGCCAGCGCGGCCUGCCGCAGCAGACGCAGCCACAGAACCUCACCACCGCCGACGCCAAGAUCACCCCUCCCCACCACAACAUCGACUUCUACAAGUUCAAAGAUCAGUUCAACGUCUAAACGGGCGUGAUUCGAAUUUUAUUUUUACACUUAAAUAAUUACUUUAGAACGGGAUUCGUUGAUAUAUUUUAUGUUAAUACUUUUUAGAUUUAUAUUUUACAAAAUGUUUAUUUUCUAUUUUAAUCAACUUUGAACUUGUAAAUGAUCUUGAUAGGAUUGAGUAUACGACUCUACAUCACACGAGUUCGACUCGAGCAUCUCAUGGCUUAGACAUUCCAGUUGUUAGGAGGGCGACUGAUCGUUGUUACUGUGUGGGUAGACCGGAGCCCGGAUCGACCUCGACACGCCCCAUGUGCAAUACUGCGGUACGUGACAAUUCCUGACUUUUUACACUAUGUUUAAUGUGUGACAAUAAGGCGAAGAGAAAAAAAUAUUUUGAGAAGAUGAAAAAUCUUGGUGCUGUAAAUUUAUAUAUUAGGCUUAAAUUUAUAAAAAAAGAACAGUGUUCGAGUAAGUAACAAAAGAGGCAUAUUGUUUUCAAGAUUGUGUUCAUUUUUCGGCGUUUUGCAAUUUAAUUAUUCUGUAUUUACCUGCAUGAUCUCACUCUUAGAUAUUUAUACGAGAUUACUAAAACUAUUUUAAAAAAAUAUUAAAAUUAUAUACUUACACAGAUAUAUAAUUGGCUUAUGAGGCUUUUCAAAUUAUACUUUUUAUAUUUAGGUGUUGUUUUGUUCAUUGAAUUUAAGACUGACGAGUUCGAAGCACCAAUAGAACGAAAAAUUGAAUUUUUUUUCUUCAAAUCUCCACCCGCAGAAGCACAGUCACAGCAGAAAUAAACCGGAUAUACAAUAGCCCAACACAACCAGACAUACACACACAAGCAUACUACCAAUAUGCAUACUUAUACAAUGUAAACUUAUACAUCAAUUUGUCAAUUUGCUUUUUAUUUCCGAAGUUGACUUUUAUUUUUCUAUUUUUUUUUUAAUUUCUGGUGAUUUUUAGGCUCGCGCCUAUCGUUGCUGUCUGUACUUUUUAUUUAAAUAAUAAUAUCGCCGUAAAUUCAAUCAAUGCACAAAAAUAGCAAUGAUUAGCAAAGUGAAUCGUAAGGUGCCAUUUAAGCGAAUGAAUAUGGCUAUAUUAUAUUUUUAGUUUAGUCACAUUUUAGUUACUUUCAAGCGUUAGGUUUAUACAAUCCUUGUGUUCGUUCUUAUAUUAUUUUUCGUUAAAUUUCCUUACUAGCUUAGCAGUUUAUUACUUUUCAGUAAUAUUUGUUUUUAUACAUUCAACAAUACUUUGUACAUUUACAACUUUCACAUUUGUUGCUGUUUCGUUGUACAAUUUGUAAUUAAAUUACACAUAUUAUUAUAUUAACUACAUAAAUAGGUAAUAGUAAUAAAGUUUUAAUAAUUCUCAGUGUUAAAUGUUCCUAAAUUUGAACAGUGUGAAUUUUUUAACAAAACUAAGUAAUAUUUGAAAUCGAUGUUUUUAACAAUUUUUUGCUUGCCAUAAAUAGUCGUAAUACUGUAAUUAUGGAUAGCUCAACUUUACAUAGUUAUUAUGUACAAUACCUAAGCAGGCUCGUAGAGAGGCUCAUAGAAAGUUGGGACAUCCAGGCCAGCAUUGUCCUUCGUUGUAAUCUAUCUAGUUCAAUAUGCAUCACUACAGUCUAGGAUGACAUUAAGUCGCAUUCACAACUGUUAUAUUUCUUUUACUAUAAUAGCAAUAAGAAAUCUUAAGUGUUAAUGUAAACACAUAAUUUAUUGUAAAACAAUAGAUACACUUUAAGUAAUAUUAGUGCCUGCUUUACAUUAUAUUGUGUUCUUAUUGGAUAAAAGACAUAUUUUGCGUGACUUCUAACGUUUUAGGAGUAGUGUUCGGAACACGUCUAUUUACCUAGUAAUGGUCAGUGCUUUAUCGACUUUACACUAACAACUAAGAGGCUUCCUAAAGUAAUUUUAAAUGCUAAUAUGUUAUAAGAUUCUGUUGUUAUUGCUAGACACUUAAACGCUUAGCCAUUACUAUUUGUUUAGUUAAUUAGUAAGCUUAUUAUUAAAUUGGAAGACUAGUGUUUUGGUGCUAAAUUGGAACGAUGUUCGUGUUAGAGAAAUCUUAAGGGAACGAAAAAAUUCGAAAGUGGACUUAAAGUUUUGUUCGCAACAUUCCGUAUGAAGUGUUAAGUUUUUAUUUGCGUCUCGCGAUGUUCAAGUAAACCGUAGGAUUGUUGUUUUUGUCUAGUAAUUUAGUGAUAGUUUUUCUUGUUAAUUUGGGUUUGGGAAUUAAGUUAGUUGACUAACUAGGAGUAAGGUUUAUCUGAAUUCAUAUAGUAAUAGCUUCUACGUGUUUAAUUUACGAUUACAGGGAUGUGCUGCGCAGGCACCCAGCGGAUAGCACUGACGGGAAAAAUUAAGAAUUUAUUUAGAAAGUCGAAAACCUUGUCUCUGAUAAAAGCCAAAAUUUAAUAAGCGCUAUAGACUGAUUAGAGUAAGAACGCGUUUGAAUUGUACACUAUUAGGCAUAUUUUAUAGAUAAAAAAUGUACAUUAUUUACUAAAUUAAUAAUUUUAUAAAAAAAUUCGCUGUGAGAGCAAAAACAAGCGUGAGCUAUUUCGGUUUGGCAUUAGUCGAAAUUUUGUGAUUUGACAUGAUCUUUCUGUAGAAGUUUAGGUGCUAAGUUGUUUUGGGAUCUCGGAGGCCAAAGGCCUGGAAGGGCGAGACUACACCGUGUUCUAAGGAGCAGGACACAUCCCUGUCGAACUACAUUAGUUAGGAUCUUAGCAAGUUUAAGACUGUUUCUGUGACCUGUUUAAGUUUUUAUCUUUCUAACUUGUUAAGGUGUUUUUUUUCAACGCAACACGCGUGCGACUUUAUCCAAUGUGUUCUUCUUGUUGGCAUUUUUACUUAUUUUAUAAGGAAUCUAAAUUAAUUUAUUGGUUGUUGUAUUGAAAUUUUAUAUUUUUUUUUCUUAAAUUAUUAUUCUACUGUCCGUAAAGUGUAGAUUUUUGUUGACAAUUGGCAUCUGUGUAAUGCAGUCCAUUAUAUUGUUACGAUUUGUUUCUCUAAAAGAUGUGCCAAAAAUAUUGCGAGUUUUAAGUUUGUCUUCCAUUAACGGAACCGUUCGUUAUCAGAAUGACGCCAAAAUGUUUGAAACGUCUGAAAUAAUGGGCUGCACAUUAUGGAUAUUAUAUAACUAGGUAUCUAUCUAAUGAUUUACAUCACACAUUAUAUAUUAAUAAUAGUUCUUUUCCUUCCUUACUUUAUUAAAGAUACUUGACAUAACUACUCAUAAAAUGUAAUGUAAUCGUUAAACCGAACUUCAUAAAUCCUAAUAUUGAUGAUAAUGGCGUUUUUAAUAAAAACAAAUAUACAAAACUAUUGCCAGUUUUAUUGUCCGACGAGAACCGCCCCGAGACUUCUUGCUGCGGCACGCUCACGCUUCGCCACGGUCUCUGCCUCCGACUUCACUUCUGCAUGUCGUUGUUAACACAUCACCGGCCAUGUUGCUUUGCCAUCAUUUUUUAUUUAUUUAUUUUUAUUUUGUACUUACAAAUUUUUAGUUUAAUUUUAUUUCUCACUUGUUUUCACUCCGUUAACUUUGAGUUUUGAAAUAGUAAAUGCAAUUGAGAUUAGCGAUGCCCAGUUAGGCUGACGCGUGAGUCGCGAGGGGACCCACCCCCAUA
Ostrinia furnacalis (Asian corn borer) is the source of this 5924-nucleotide messenger RNA. It is a transcript of the gene br, whose product is annotated as broad-complex core protein. Gene Ontology annotation, molecular function: protein binding. The coding region runs from base 150 to 1427 and encodes 425 amino acids. Gene Ontology annotation, cellular component: nucleus. The record is from RefSeq and is a predicted model, not a curated record. Lineage: Eukaryota; Metazoa; Arthropoda; Insecta; Lepidoptera; Crambidae. Gene Ontology annotation, biological process: regulation of transcription by RNA polymerase II. The transcript has 8 exons.